GCUGAAAACAUAUUUGUUUAGUCAAGACUUUAGUGAAUAGUUUUUCUUAGGUACAGGGGCAGGUCUGGAGGGUUUCACAGGCAUAGAGUGUUGUGGUGAAAUGGGAUGUUUGGAUGCUGUUGCCCCCCCACUCUCACACGUUCACUCAGGUUUGUCGAUGGUGGAGUGGCUGGAACUUUAUGUCCCAGGGUGCCUUCAUGUCUGUGUUAGCUUCUGGCUCUCCCUUUUAGUUAUGCUGUCAUAGCUAGUCUUGCCGGAGUCCCUGCUUGCACUCUGCACGCAAAGUACAUCGUGCUUAACCAUUAGAGGACAAAAGCUCACCUAACAAUCUUUUCCUUUCUCUCCAUCUCUCUCUCUCUCCCUCACUCUCUGUCGAGCUACACACGCUACUUCUGAGAUGCCAGUGAUGCCAGUGAUCCUGACCCCUUCUGCUCCUCCUCGCUGCCUGACCCAUCCUGAUGCCCUACUUCUGGUUGGAGUUCUCAUCGGUUGAGUUCGCUCGCUGCUGCUGGGGGUGGCCCCAUAUGGACUGCCUGAAGAACUGUUUGGAUUGCUGGGGAUGGCGCCACCUGGGGGCUGUGGAGAUGGCUUGGGGAUCACAUAUGGGGAGCUGUACUGUAAUGGCUUGGGACUGCGAUUGCUGUAGGGGCUUUGGGGCUGCAGUUGCCACGAGCAGCUUCGUACUCAGGACUCCAUCAGUGGACAGUGGAUAGAUUUUAACCAGCCGGACUUCUUGCAAAAACUGUGAUGAAUUUAUUGGUUGCACAAUUGCACUAUUUGUCCAUAUAGUACACAAUAAUAGAAGGGAUUUAUUUAUAAUGGCACUAUCCGUUGCACCCAGAUGAGGAUGGGUUCCCUUUUGAGCCUGGUUCCUCUCAAGGUUUCUUCCUCAUAUCAUCUCGGGGAGUUUUUCCUUGCCACCGUCGCCACUGGCCCGCUCAUUAGGGAUAAAUUCACAGUGAUAAAUUCAAAUAUUUACAAUAUAUUUUUGUAAAUCCAUUUAUUUCUGUAAAGCUGCUUUGUGACAAGGUCCAUUGUUAAAAGCGCUAUACAAAUAAAAUUGAAUUGAAUUGAAUUACAAGUUAGUGAGAGUAAAGAAGGUUCAAAUCCCCAGGUCGCUCUGCGACCCUUCUAUGUUACAGCACCAAAGAUAUCUGAUAGGAAGACGUGUCUGUGUCACUAUCCUGAACAUGCAUGCUUAAUGCUUCAGGUUCUUAGACCAUCGGGUGUUGUGAUCUUCACUAAACCAAAGUACAGCUUUCAAUUCAUUUGUUGCUCUCCAGCAAGUGCAGCCUGCCUUCUUCACACAUGUUUACGGCGCUUAAACAAACACUCGGCUCUGACCCCAGAACAAGGUGGAGUCCGUGCUGAAUGGAGGCAGUGGGAGAGAGUACAAGAAGAAACAGCUAAUGGGAUCAACUUCAACAUGAAACUUGAUUUGCACAGCGGGAGUCUUUCAGAGCUGCUCUAUCUAUAUGAGGAGAAACUGAGAAGUGAGACCACAGCACGUGUGCUUGGUUCACAAUCCAUCAAAAGCACACAGGAAGUUGAUUGAGACUUGCAGUGAGAACACAGUCAUCAUACACGUUGACUUUUCAGAAUCCUGGAAGUGUAGGUGCGCCUCUGAAAUUCCAGCUUGCCAUUUCGCUCAAAAUUUGCCGCAGUUGAAUCUUCAUACCGGAGUGUGUUCCACUGAGAUUUUUGCACAGAGUCAAAGAGACAAGAUGCUGCAGCAAUUUGGACACACAUGGACCCGGUCCUAAAAGAUGUUCGGGCAAAAUUUCCAUUGCUUACCACUGUGCACUUGAGAAUGAGAAGAAUGUCUUUCUCCUUUCUGAUGUACCACCAAAAAUAGGCUUCAACAGAGCAACAUGGAACUAUUUCCCAGCAUCCCACAGCAAGGGUGCUCCAGAUGGCAUUGGGGGAACGGUGAAACCAACAGCGGAACGAUUGGUUCUGCCAGGGAAUGAGGUAACAGAUGGAAAACAGUUUUAUGAGAAGAUCUCAAAAAGUCUGAAAGGUGUUCAGCUGUAUUCCAUGCACUUCUCACACAACCACUCAAACAUCAACGAGAAAAAUACACCAGGUGCCCGUUUCAGAAAGGAGGUUAAGUGAAAACUCUGAGUAUGUUAACCCUGAAAUGUGGGAAACUCUGGGUUUUCCGUUUCAGAAACGGAGGUAUCUCAAACCUGAGAAAACAGGGUAAGUCAAGCCAGUUUCUGAAAGAGAGGUAUCCUAUACUCUGAGUCAGUUACCAUGGUAACUUACUCUGUGAACCUAACCUGGUCAGGAGCAGCUUUUCUUUUGGUCUCCUCCCCCUUUUUAAAGUGGAAGCGGUGUUUAAAUACCUCAUUCAUUCUUUCGGUACAUUCAUUCAUUGCACAUAUUUCUGUCUUGCAGACUGUCUAAAAAGUGAGAAUGGCAUGUCCUUUUGUAGAUGCUCCUGUAGAUGAGGAGGCUGCAUUAAUUCGCAGGGAGUUACAUUUACGUCGGGAGGAUUUUCAGGCCCCGAGUGGAUUUUUUGUCAGAUCCUCAUGCAUUUUUAUUUGAGCGGUACCGUUUUUCUAGACAGUCAAUUGAAUAUAUCCAUAAUCUCACCCAUCCUUACAUCAGAAACAUCAGCCAUCGUGGCCGUGCUCUUACAUCCGAGCAGAUGCUUUGUGUUGCUUUACGUUUCUUUGCAAAUGGUAGUUUUCUGUAUAAUGUGGGGGAUGCAGAGCACAUUAGUAAGGCCACUGUAUGCAGAACAGUAAGGAAAGUGUGCCUCGCUCUCAAACGCUUUCUGCGGAUUUCUGUGGUGUUUCCUGGGCACAAACCCCUGAGAGUCAUCAAAGAGGAGUUUCACAGGAUUGCAGGAUUUCCAAAUGUGGUCGGAUGCAUUGAUGGCACACACAUUCCCAUCACUGCACCCUCCGAACAUGAAGCUGACUCUGUCAACAGGAGGACUAUCCACAGUAUUAAUGUGCAGAUCAUAUGUGAUGCUGCACAUAUCACAAAUGUGGAGGCCAAGUGGCCCGGCUCUGUUCAUGACUCACGAAUGUAUCGUGAGUCGACCCUGAGCAACAGGCUGGAAUGUGGAGAGAUUGAUGGCUUUCUGCCGGGAGAUAGGGGUUACCCAUGCUAACCAGCACUAAUAACCCCUUACCCAGAACCUGAACCAGGCCCCCAGCAGCACUUCAAUGUGGCACACUGCAGGACGAGAGCCGGGUGGAGAUGACCAUAGGCCUGUUGAAAGCACGUUUUCAGUGCCUAUGUCACCUCAGGGUAACCCCUGAGAGGGCCUGCGACAUUAUUGCGGCAUGUGUUGUUCUCCAUAAUAUUGCCAUAAUUAGAGGGGAGUGUAGCAGGGUUAUGUUGUUACACCAGAUUAUAAGUUUUAGUUAUUUAUUUUAUUUUAUUUUAUUUUUAAUAAUUAUUUGUUAGGGGGUAUUUUAUUUUGAAAGAAGGGUGUGCACUCUUAUUAAAGGGAAUAGUCACAGUAUGCACGUCGGCUGACGUCAUACGCAGG
Pangasianodon hypophthalmus (striped catfish) is the source of this 3508-nucleotide messenger RNA. RefSeq names its product putative nuclease HARBI1. Bases 2654 to 3124 code for a protein of 156 amino acids. The record is from RefSeq and is a predicted model, not a curated record. The transcript has 4 exons. Lineage: Eukaryota; Metazoa; Chordata; Actinopteri; Siluriformes; Pangasiidae.